UUAAGAAAAAAAUUCAUCAGCUGACAUAAUAAUAUUACAAGUAUUGUAUAUCUUCUCGAUCAUUAAAAAGUAUUUAAUUUUGUAAGCUGAUAUAAUUUGAAGUUAUGUCUGAUAGCGAGGAGAAAAAGCACCACCACUUCUUCCACCGCCACAAGGAGGAGGCAGAUGAGGAGCCUAAGGACCCCGAACAGGAGUUGAAGCAUCACAAGGUCCUUGGACACGUUAGCAAGGCUACUGCCGUUGCUGCUGGUGCUUAUGCCUUGCAUGAGAAGCAUAAGGCAAAGAAGGAUCCAGAGAAUGCUGACCGCCACAAGAAAGUAGAGGCGAUCGCAGCCACGGUUGCAGUGGGAGCUGGUGGGUUUGCAUUCCAUGAACAUCACAAGAAGAAGGAAGCCAAGGAAAAACUCAAAGAGGCGGAGAGUGGUCAUUAAACUAAAAUUUAAACCGUGUGUUUGAUUUUUGUUCUAAUAAAUACUCUUAAUUUG
Chenopodium quinoa (quinoa) is the source of this 485-nucleotide messenger RNA. RefSeq names its product abscisic stress-ripening protein 1-like. Lineage: Eukaryota; Viridiplantae; Streptophyta; Magnoliopsida; Caryophyllales; Amaranthaceae. The coding region runs from base 105 to 431 and encodes 108 amino acids. The record is from RefSeq and is a predicted model, not a curated record. The transcript is spliced from 2 exons.